Molecule: messenger RNA, 1038 nt
Organism: Camellia sinensis
Lineage: Eukaryota; Viridiplantae; Streptophyta; Magnoliopsida; Ericales; Theaceae
Source: RefSeq, a predicted model, not a curated record
AUGGCAGUUGCUGGCACCUGGCGCAUCCUCGCGAUGGCUAAUGCUGCAUUGGAACUCUAUGUGAGCUUUUGCGUUUGGCCAUUAUUGAGACAACGUGGGCAUGGCAUACGUGCUGGUGUAGUCCCUCGCGCCUGGCAAUGGCUUGCUGCUGGCUUGUGCGCUGGCCUGCCAUCGGCUCGUGGUGACAUGCAAACUCGGGACAAUGAUUUGUUAGAGGUGUACAAGAAUUUCGUGAUGUUUUAUAGUUUUAGUAAUGUGCAUAGUUGUGGUACGGAUGUCCGAACAUCGAAGAAUGCGCGAGUUAGUUCUGAUUUGGUGUCGAGUACCAUAUCUGAAAUUGUGAGGGACAAGCCGUUGACUUGGCCGUGUGGGGUGGUGACUAUUUUGAAGAAGGAUUAUGGGCUUGAUGUGAGUUACUAUGUGGCAUGGUUUGGCGUGGAGAAAGCAAAGGCUGUUAUUCAUGGAGAUCACUCAUUAUCGUUUGACCAGUUGCGGUGGUAUUCGGCUGCUAUGAUGCGUUACAAUCCGGGGAGUUAUGUCAAUAUUGACUAUGAUGCGAGUAGUCAACAAUUUUGUCUUUUCUUUGUAUCAUUCGCUACGUGUAUGUCUGGGUUCAAUUCUUGUCGGCCUUUAUUAUUCCUAGAUGGAACAUUCCUCAAAGGAAAGUACAAAGGUCAGCUGCUUGCGGCAACGACGAAAGAUGGAAACAAUGGUCUAUUUCCUGUUGCAUUUGCGAUUGUUGAUUCUGAGACCACGGCCAAUUGGUCAUGGGAUCACUUAGUUAGUAGUUUAGGUGACUGUGCUUACGAGCCAACUGUGAUAGGGUUCUAUGAAAAGCUUGCAAUAUUAAAAGAGGAGGGUAAGCAACGAGCACAUAAUUUUUCCAAGGGCUUGGCACCUGAGCAUUGGGCAAAUUCAUACUUUAGGGACAUGCGUUAUGGGGAGAUGACAUCCAAUGCGGUGGAGUCAUUUAAUAAUUGGAUUAAAGAAACACACAAUCUUCCUAUCACUCAAAUGGUGGACACAAUUCGUACGUAG